This is a messenger RNA of Cladophialophora bantiana CBS 173.52, 576 nucleotides long. RefSeq lists its product as uncharacterized. The record is from RefSeq and is a predicted model, not a curated record. Bases 1 to 576 code for a protein of 191 amino acids. The transcript is spliced from 2 exons. NCBI's taxonomy places the organism in Eukaryota, Fungi, Ascomycota, Eurotiomycetes, Chaetothyriales, Herpotrichiellaceae.
AUGGCGCCUAACCCGGUGAUAUUCGUCCUUCACGGUGCAUGGCACGGUCCGGUAUACUUCGAGCCGGUCAAGUCCAAACUUGAGGCGCUUGGGUUUACCAUGGUCUGUCCACAGCAGCCUUCUACCGGCGGCAUUCCCCCAACCACAACCUUGUACGACGACGCGGCUCAUGUCCGGGCCGAGCUGGAGCAACUAGUUGAUCAAGGCGAAGAUGUUGUAUUGGUGUUGCAUUCGUAUGGCGGGAUGGAAGACGGCAGCUGCAACGCAACUAAUCCCGAGCAUGUGUUCUAUCAUGACCUGCCAGCUGAAGAACAGAAGCAUUGGGCGUCGAAAUUGAAACAUCAUAGCACCAUCGCCCAGAAAACUCCGCUGACCCAGGUCGCUUACACCGACAUUCCAGUGACGUACCUAUACUGCGAAGACGACCAAGCUCUGCCUCUCGCUGUGCAGGAGAUGAUGGUGAGGCAGUCAGGUUUGGCGGACGUGCAGGAACUGAGGUGUAGAGCUGGGCAUUCGCCCUUCCUGAGCCAGCCCGAUGUGUUCGUGGACAGCAUCAUCAAGUCCAUAAAGGCUUGA